UAGCAGGUUCCCGUUGGAUAUCAACGUAUAGAAGGUUCCUGGCUCUUCUUUUUCACAUACACAUUAUAGACAGAGAGCACAACCAAAAAUCAAGAUGCCGCGCCCACGAUCAGCAAAUUCAGAUAUGAGCGAAGGGGAUUUGGAGGUUAUGGUUGAACAGGAACUGCAGAAACUGCAGCGACAGUUUCGCCUCAUGGAAGGAGACAGAGCUGCAUAUACAGAAGAAUCCCAAAACCUCAUCCGUAGACAGAAGAGAGAAAUCAGUCACUUAGAAUGUGAGAAACAGGAACUUAUGAAAGAGCUUCGGCUGGCAGAGAGCCACCACAACCAAAACAUGGAUGAGGACAACACAGACACACUUGUUACUCUUGCUCAGGCUAAAGAGGAUUAUGAUUCAGACAUUGCCGAUGAAAAGAGAAAAGCUGUAGAAUUAGAUGCUAAAAUCAAAGAAUGGGAUAGAAAAAUACAUCACCAGCACAAAAAUAUGGGAGGAAUACACAUGAGUUCGCAACAUACAGUUCAAACACAGAAAACAAUCCGUACAUUGGAGAACAGACUUGAUACGGCCAAAAAAACUUUUAACGCCUAUCUGACAGAAAAUUCGAAAUACAGAGAGGAAAUUGAAAGCUUACGUGUCGAAAGAACAAGGUUUGACGGUCUGUAUAAAAAGCUUGAUAAGGAGCUCACAGUGGCCAGACGGGAAAAAGGAGAACUUAUUGAAAGCUCAACACAAGCCUAUGAUGCAAGGGACGAGGCUCAGGCAAAAAUGAUUCUGCUGAAGGAAAAAGCAGAUAAGGACAUGCAGCAACACAAUGCUGAAAUGAAGGAAUUGCUUCAGGCCAUAGAAGCUGACCGCAAGAAGGAAAGUCAAGAAGAUUCUGUGGAAACUUAUGAGGCAGCUUUCGAGAGGAUUAGAGAGAUGACCAAUGAAACUGAUCUGGAUCUGUUGGUUGCUAAAUUCAUCGAAGUGGAGGAUAGGAACUUUGCCCUCUUUAAUUUUGUCAAUGAGCAAAACAAUGAGAUUGAAACACUACAGGAGCAGAUUGAAGAUAUAAAUAACGAAAUAGAAAAAUUCAAACUGCAAGGUAUUGAACUGGAAGAUCAGAGGAAGAAAAUACUGAAGGAACUGGAAGAGCAGAGUAACACUGCUGCUGCUAAUGGUGAUGCUGCUGAUGGAAAGAAUAAAGGAAUCACAAAGAUUCUGGAUCAACUUCGAGCAGGUAUAUCAUCCUUAUUUAGCAAGAUCAACUGUGACAAGUCUGCUAUCGAUGACAUGUUAGGAGCAGCCUCAGGUGUGACAGACUCCAACAUGAUACAAUACCUAGGAAUUAUUGAACAGCGUACCAACGAACUCUUGGCUGUACAAGGAUAUGUCAACUCUAAGGACCUUGACAAGAAACUCCCAGUUGGAGCUUUCUUAGGAGAGGGACCAAAUCCACCUCAAUCCCAGUUACCUAUUAUACCACCUGCUGUUGGUGAUGAAUAUGACAGUGAAGGAAGUGAGGGAAGUGAUGAUGAGGCUAGACCCAUGACCAGGAAUGAACUACAGCGACGCGUCAUGAACACAGUGAAGAAACGCGAGGCCGCUGCAAAGAAACAGGAAAAUAGAUAUGACCUGUCGAAUGCCAAAGAAAAAACUGCAAAAAAUAAGAAAGAUAAGAAAUGAACAGUGAAGAAAAUACAAGAUCUUAAUAAACAUGUUGGUGAUUGAGCAAGAGACAAUACUUAUAGGCAAUGUACUGAUAGAUAGAACAGACCAUCGUGUGGACCUUCACCAUAAAGUUUACUAAAAUAUUGUUGACAUGUUGUUUUUUGGACUAUAUCAUCAAGGUGAACUGGGAUUUAAAAAAAAAUUAAGAUGUGAAUAUUUUAAUCAUAGUUAAUCAAGAAAGCACAGAAUUAAUUUUAAUUAAGUUUGAUAAAUUCUUGGAAAAAAUAAGUUAGAAGAAAA
Molecule: messenger RNA, 1951 nt
Organism: Ylistrum balloti
Lineage: Eukaryota; Metazoa; Mollusca; Bivalvia; Pectinida; Pectinidae
Product: coiled-coil domain-containing protein 63-like
Exons: 11
Coding region: 95-1666 (523 amino acids)
Biological process (GO): cilium movement; outer dynein arm assembly
Cellular component (GO): axoneme
Source: RefSeq, a predicted model, not a curated record